Messenger RNA from Salvia miltiorrhiza (redroot sage), 1449 nucleotides. RefSeq names its product protein BIG GRAIN 1-like B. The coding region runs from base 152 to 1258 and encodes 368 amino acids. NCBI's taxonomy places the organism in Eukaryota, Viridiplantae, Streptophyta, Magnoliopsida, Lamiales, Lamiaceae. Gene Ontology annotation, biological process: auxin-activated signaling pathway. The transcript has a single exon. The record is from RefSeq and is a predicted model, not a curated record.
CCCAUUCUCUUCCAUUCAUCUUCAACCUCAAGCUCCUUCUCUCUCAUCCCACUCUCUCUCUACACUCCCUCCCCUCUCUUCAUACCCCCUUUGCCUCCCACCCUUUCUCUCCUACGCCCCCAAAAAACCUCAUUUCUGCGUCAAAGCAAAAAUGUAUGCUCGAGAAAAACUAUGCAACAAAUCAAGAAAAUCCGACAAAGAUAUUCCGCCGCCGUCAUUCUCCUCCACUCUCCUCGACGAAAUCUACCGCUCAAUCGACGGGAGCGUCGAGAAAUCCGAUGAUCUCAACGGCUAUAAAGAAGCGGCGAGCUCUCGAAGAGCAUGCUUGGUCGAGAAAUGGAUGGAGAAAGAGGCCAACGAGAGAGCCGCCGCGAGAAGAAAGAGACAGCAGUUUCUGCGAGAAUCCGACACCAAAUCGGCGGCGCACGACAGCGACGUCAUAUUCUUCAGCUCCACGUCGUCUUCCUCCGACAGCUCCGGCGCGCUUUCCUCCUCCGACACCGAGUUUUUCGGCUCGACCGGCGGCCGGUCCAAGCCGAAGGUCUCCUGCUUCACGGCCCGACCCAAACCGGUCCGCACCGGCUCCCGCUCCGAACCGGACCGGUUCAAGCCCGACGAUCGCCAAGAUGAUUUGAUCAAGUCGAAGUCGAGGGCGUUGAAGAUUUACGCCAAUUUGAAGAAGGUCAAGCAGCCGAUCUCUCCCGGCGGGAGGCUGACGAGCUUCAUCAAUUCGCUUUUCAGCAAUGCCGGCGGGAAGAAGUCGAGGAGCCUCGAGGCUCGGGACGAUAGGUCGGUGGCGGCGUGCUCGUCGGCCUCGUCGUUCUCGCGGUCGUGCUUGAGCAAGUACUCCCCCCGGUCGCGGGAGAAGAUGAGGGACGGCGGGGAGCGGAGAACGGUGAAAUUUGAACCCGCGGUCGUGGACCGGGAUUUGCGGUCGGGAGGGGGCAAGAGUGUGUAUAGUGGGGACUCGGGCCGGUUCGGGCGGCCCCCGCUUCCCCCGCCCGAGUUGAAGAUGAACAAGAAGGCGGAGUUCGUCGCACAAAGACAAAAUAGUAAUAGUAAAAGGGGUGAUGUUUUCAAUUAUCACGUGGACGAGUACGAGGACGAGGAGGACUGUCUGAGUGAUUCGAGCUCGGACUUGUUCGAGCUCGAUCACCUAACGUUUUUCGGGAGCAAUAGGUAUAGCGAGGAGCUACCCGUGUACGAGACGACUCAUUUCAAUACGAAUUGCGCUAUAGCUAGUGGUUUGAUCCGAUGAUUAGGGAUUGAAUAAAAGUUCUUGGUGUUUUUUUUUUUUUUUUUUUUUUAAUUUGUUCUUUUCAUUUUAUCUUAGGACUUAGGUUGUACAUUGUCUUUUUAACCUAUGCUUUUUGAUCAUACCAUAUUAGAAGAUGUUACUGUAUGUUACUUUCCGAUUUAUGGAAUUUGAUGAUGUAAAUUUUUGUGGGA